AUGGAUACCAAGACACCUUCAGACGCUAUCAACACUAUGUAUGAGAUUGCUCAUAAGUUGGACGCAAAUCAACUGGCAUUCGACGGUGAUCAAGCUCUAUACUCUCAGGUUCUACAGCUGUCAAAGGUGUCAAAGCAGACCAAGCAACUGUCUAGUCAGUUCCUGUCAAAGUACUUUAAGCGAUUCCCAACGCUUCAGGGACAGGCACUUGAAUCAUUGAUCGACCUGAUCGAGGAGGAUGACAUCCCCAUCAGAAUCAACGCUAUCAAGGCCUUCCCUUCCAUCUGUCGUGACAACCCUGACUACAUUGCUAAAUUGGUCGAUAUCCUCGGUCAACUUCUCAACACUGACUCCCCGAUCGAGUACGAGACAGUAAAGAACUCACUGAUGGAGCUAUACAAGCUUGACUCGGCAACAACACUCAACUCUGUGCUGUUAUUCUUAGAGUCAUAUAGUAGUCAGAAGGACUUUAUGCUAAAGUUCCUCAAGGAACGUAUGCUCCCAUUGAUCAAAGUGGACUUUGGCAAGAAGACUGUUGAGGAGAAGACAUUCUUCAGAGAGAGGAUGCUCAAGCUGAUUACAGCCACGACUGACAAAGACUGUGACAUACUAUUUGAGCUCUUUGAAUCAUUCCCUGGUACCCAACUCAAGGAUGUCGUCGUCUAUCUUGACACAAUACUGCCAGUCUUCCAAACACAAAAGAUUGCAGACAUCAAGAAGAGAUUGUAUUAUUUAAUAAGACUGAUGAUUAGAAAGUCAUCAAAGGUAAACGAACCAACCAACUGCAAGAUAUAUGAGUAUUACUCAAAGACGAUAUUCCCAUCGUUUGGAGAGCUGGAUGAGGCCGACAAGAUCGAGUUCCUCACUCUCUUUGCACAGAUAUCCCGAAUCUGCAAUGCUACCGAUGCUCCAGCCCUGUUUGAGAUCGUAUUCAAUAAGAUCAUGGAGUUUAUACCAAAACCAGUGCCAGCAGACUAUGACUUUAAGCUGAAUAUCUUGGAGGCAUUGCUGUACUCAUUCUCCUAUCUUGGUGCCAAGACACCUGCACUACUCAGGAAGCACUGUGCAUAUAUCACCAACACUGGUCAACCAAGUGACAUGGCUGUCGAGUUGGUACCGGCAAACUUUGACAACUUUGUCUCGAGACUGCGAUCGGUCAAUGAGAAGGUCGGUGCCCUCGAGUCCAAGCUCAAGAAGGCUCGUGAGGUACUGCCAAAGACAGACCCACAGUUGGCCACAAUCGAGAAGACAUACAUUACGACACAGAAUCUACUGACCCUGGUCAGGAACCUCUCCAAGAACCCACCAGUUCUUCAACCUUCAAUGAACCUAUCGUUCAGUGUGGUCAAGAUAGACAAGCCAAACAAGCCACACAAGCAACAGCAGCAGCAUGUCCAGCAGCAACAUGUCCAGCAACCAAGACAACCACCACAACAAAAGGCACAAGUCCAGGUGGCCGCUGAUCAGCAAAACAAGGGAGGCAAGGCACAGAGUGAUGACACCAAGAAGAACAGGUACUCACCGUACGUGCCACCUAGCAUGAGGAGUGGCGGAGGAGCACGCAAGAGACAACUUGAUGAAGAAGCAGACGAUGGUGUUGUUCUACAGCUCUCAUCCAACAAGACAAAGAAGUUGUCCAAGUUCAAAGGAAGAGGAAACAAGAACUUCUAA
This is a messenger RNA of Acytostelium subglobosum LB1, 1671 nucleotides long. RefSeq lists its product as hypothetical. Gene Ontology annotation, biological process: negative regulation of apoptotic process. Gene Ontology annotation, molecular function: RNA binding. The transcript has 4 exons. Gene Ontology annotation, cellular component: nucleus. The coding region runs from base 1 to 1671 and encodes 556 amino acids. NCBI's taxonomy places the organism in Eukaryota, Evosea, Eumycetozoa, Acytosteliales, Acytosteliaceae. The record is from RefSeq and is a predicted model, not a curated record.